Molecule: messenger RNA, 372 nt
Organism: Symbiodinium pilosum
Lineage: Eukaryota; Dinophyceae; Suessiales; Symbiodiniaceae
Source: the annotation of a GenBank genome assembly
AUGCUGCGAGUGUUCAGGGCAUCAGGUGAAGAAGCCCUGUCUGUCCACUUAACAGACUUUGGCAAGCGUAUUGGUUCAGUCGGAAAGCCUGUGCCGACUGUAGCCAUAAAACGCCACCUCGAGAGUCUAUGCGGGGUGCCGCGGUUCAGGCAGAGGCUGAUCCUGCCUGAUGGCGAGAUAUUGUCAGAUGGUGCUGUGGUUGACGGAGCCCUUGAUGUGCAGUUGAUUCUGCUGCCCUACAGCUUAGACCCUCCCGAAGGGCUCAUGAACGCCAUACGUUAUCGCAACAUCACUGCGAUUGAGGAGCUCCUGCACGCACCAGCAGAUCCAAAUUACAACGGGUUUUCCACAACACCUUUGGUAUCCGCAUGC